AUGCAAAAUGCAACUGCAGAAAUUGCGCCUUGGGCCAAUCACAGCAGCUUCCUCGCCACUGCCACUUCCCCUUCAGGCCUAGCGCCUCCAGCCUUACCCCUGACCAGAAACCUGCGAGCAACUCCAAGCCCUCCAAGACUUUGUACUACGUCCUGUUCGCAUUGUCACUCACGUAACAGUAAUGCCGUUGGCUUCGGCGCCGACAUCCACUGUCCUGGACCAAGGCAAACAGUACCUGCAAUUUGGCCAUGCGCUGUCCUGUUGUGUGUGUGUGUGUGUGUGUGUGUGUGUGUGUGUGCUGUCCUGCUGCGCUGUCCCAACCCUUCACCUCCGCCAAUUGCCGGAUUCCAGCAUGAACCACGACAAUACCUCCGACUAGUGGCCUAA
Messenger RNA from Bipolaris victoriae FI3, 387 nucleotides. RefSeq lists its product as hypothetical. The coding region runs from base 1 to 387 and encodes 128 amino acids. The record is from RefSeq and is a predicted model, not a curated record. NCBI's taxonomy places the organism in Eukaryota, Fungi, Ascomycota, Dothideomycetes, Pleosporales, Pleosporaceae. The transcript has a single exon.